This is a messenger RNA of Adineta steineri, 3681 nucleotides long. Lineage: Eukaryota; Metazoa; Rotifera; Eurotatoria; Adinetida; Adinetidae. The record is from the annotation of a GenBank genome assembly.
AUGGAUCGUACUGUAAGUAAUGAUAUGACGGGUGUAAGUAUAAUACUACCUUUGGCCACAAUUGAAGAAGAUAUUGACGAGAUUGAUAACAAUGAUGAUGAUGAUGAUGAUGAAUCACCAAAGUAUAAUAAUAUUACUAAGAUGAUUGACAACAAUGCCUGUCCAUUACAUACACAUCAAUCAAAUAAUGAAAUACCAACAGAAUCUAUUACGACAACUAUACAUUAUCAAAAUGAUUUUAGAAAUCAUAAUACAGAUUCUUGUAGUAAUAAUUCAACUAUUGUUCCGUUCAUUGUUGUUACACAUGAAGAAAUCAAUGCCAAUAUUAAAUCUAAACCAUCUAGGGUUGAAACUUCAUCAAUAUCAUCUCUUAACAUGGAUAACAUAAGUUUAAAAGAUUAUUAUAGUCAAACUUCUUGUCCUAGUUCACCAACAUUACCCAAUAAACUUUUGUUAUCAAGAUCAACUGCUUCCACUUUAUCACCUCCUGGACUUCCUUCAGCAACUAGUUCUACUAGUUUAGCUAGUAGUGGAAAACGACGUGGUCUUGGUUUAGCUAGUAUUCAACGAGCUAGUCAUAAACGAGCACAUACAGGGAGAUAUUCUGUUGAUCAUACACCGAAUGAAUUAUUUAUUGAAUUACAAGAGUUAAGACAAAUUGAAAAUAAUGAAUAUGAAUGGCAUGAAUGUGCAAGAUGGAUUCGAUAUGAAGAAGAUUAUGAUUUUGAAAUGGAACGAUGGCAGGCUCCACGAAUUGGUUGUUUAAAUUUUCAUAGUUUACUUGAAUUACGUCGAGGAUUACAAUAUGGUAUUGUCUUACUUGAUCUUGAAGAACAAAAACUUGAAUGUAUUUAUGAAGCUAUUAUUAAUGAUGCUAUUGCAAAUGGUCAAAUGAAUAAAGAUGUAAAAGAUGAAAUUCUUCGUUGUUUAACAAGUAUUCAUAAACAUCCUGAAGCUCGUUCAUCUCGACGUCGUUCUUCGACAAUGGAUUAUCCUCCAUCAGCAGGACGUCGAGCAAGUUUAGCAUUUCGAAAAAAUGAACAAAUAAGUACUGAUACUACUCAUGGUCGACGAAUGAGUCUAUUCGAUUCAAUACCAAAUGGUGAAUUAAUGAAAAAUCUUAAAAAUCUUGUCGUUAAAUAUGAUAAUACCGAGGAUCCAAUGGCUGCUGAUUCACAUACAAAAAAACAUCCAUUAGAACCAAUAGAAUCAAACAAUACAGAUAAUAAUAGUAAUGAAAAUGUUACUCAACCGCAUCGACCAUCUAUAUCACAAGGUUUUACAAUACAACGAUCAACUCAACUUUCAACAAAAAAAUCUCGUGAAGCAAAUUCAUAUAAAUCCGAUGUAAUGCGAUGUGUUUCAGAACAUGCUGAAUGUGCGGAAGUAUUGAUUGGUAGUAUAAGAAGUUUAACUAGGCCUGUUAUGGCAUUUGUACGUCUUUCACAAGGCCAACUUAUUAAUGAUAUAACGGAAGUUCCAAUACCAGUUCGAUUUAUUUUCCUACUUAUUGGUCCAGCUAUGGAAGAAUAUUUAGAAAUUGGUCGUGCUCUUAGUACAUUAUUCAGUACACUUGAUUUUCGAGAAACAGCUUAUCAAGCAAUGGAUCGUCGUGAUUUAUUACAUGGUGUCAAUGAUUUUCUUUCUGAUUCAAUUGUUUUACCACCAGGUGAUUUUGAUAAAGAAUUAUUAUUACCAAUAAUUGAAACAAAUAAAAUGAAAAAAAUGAAUAUAAAACGACGUUUAACAAGAUUACAAUCUCAACAUCUUGAUCGAAUACAUGAUCCCGAACAACAAUCACAAACAGCAAAAAUUUUAUUAUCUCAAAUGUCAACUGUAUCACGUGAUAAACAUGAUGAAGAUCCUUUUAAACGAAGUGGUUUUGUAUUUGGUGGUGUUUGUCGAGAAAUGCGUCGACGUUAUGAUCAUUACAAAUCAGAUUUUUUAGAUGCUAUUAGUCUUAAUUGUUUUGUUAGUCUUGUAUUUAUGUUUAUUGCAUGUCUUGCACCAGCACUGACUUUUGGUGGUAUUAUAGCUGACAAAACUAAUAAUAGAUUAGGUGUUAAUGAAAUGUUAAUUGCAUCAUCUCUCAAUGGAUUUUUAUUUGGAUUUGUUAGUGGACAACCAUUAUUAAUUCUAGGACCAACGGGACCAUUUCUUGUUUUUGAAGAAAUGGUUUAUGAUUUAUGUCAAUCAUUACAAUCCGAUUUUUGGACAGUUCGAUGUUGUGUUAGUCUAUGGACGACAUUUUUUAUCAUAAUUCUAGUAGCAUUUGAAGGUAGUUUUAUGAUUCGUCAUGUAACUCGAUUUACUGAAGAAAUCUUUGCUCUUAUUAUUGCUGUUAUUUAUCUUUAUGAACCAUUUAAAAAACUUUAUAAAAUAUUUCAAUUAAAUCCAGUUCGAUCUAAUUAUAAUUAUGAUUAUCCAUUAAAUUGUUCAUGUAAUAUUACAUCUCUAUUAAAUACAUCAUUUACAUUAGAAAAUCUAUCGAAUAAUUUUUCAUCUACGUUAAAAUAUUCAUGUUAUGAUUGUGUACCACCUAAACGUUAUACAUCUUCUUCUUCAUCAUCUUCUCUAUUAAAAAGUAAUUAUACAUCAAUAUCACGCGAUGAAUCUCAUCUACCAAAUAAAGCACUUCUCUCAUUUAUUAUUCUUCUUGGAACGUGCUUAGUAGCUGUUGCACUUAAACGUUUUAGACGAAGCAAUUUUUUUGGUCGAGCAACAAGACAAACAUUAAGUGAUUUUGGUAUGACAAUUGCUGUCAUAUGUAUGGUGCUGUUCGAUAUGUUUAUAACUAAAAAUGCUGGUGGUCAUAGUUUAACACAGAAAAUAACUGUACCAAAAUCUAUUCGACCAAGUGAUAGAGAACGUGGAAAUAUAUGGUUCAUAUCACCAUUUCGAAAACGUUUACCGUUUUGGCUUUAUUUUGCAUCGUCAUUUCCUGCUAUACUUAUUUCUGUGGUGCUGUUUUUUGAAGUCGAAUUAACAAGUAUUAUGAUUCAAUCAAAGCUAAAAUGUGUUCAUUCAUCAAAAAUUAUAAAAGGAACUGGUUAUCAUUUAGAUAUUCUGAUAGCAGGUGUUCUAAUAUCUAUCAGUGGACUUUUUGGUCUUCCAUGGAUAUGUGCAGCACCUGUACGAAGUAUUGCCCAUGUCGCUAGUUUAUCAAAAUAUAGUAAAACACAUGCACCAGGAGAAAAACCUCGUUUAAUUGAUAUAAAAGAUCAACGUUUAACUAAUAUAGGUGUACAUAUUCUUAUUGGUUGUACAAUAUUUGCCGCACCAAUUAUACGUAAAAUUCCAGUUGCUGCUCUAUUUGGUAUAUUUUUAUAUUUUGGUAUUGUCUCUAUUCCUGGUACACAAUUAUUUAGUCGAGUUAAAAUGAUGUUUAUUCCUGCAAAGUAUCAUCCUAAUGUGGGAUAUUUAAGACGAGUUCGUCAAAUCAAACGUUUUACAUAUACAAUUGUGCAAAUAAUUGCUGCUGGUUUAUUAAUAACAAUAAAAGUGACAAGUUUUGCUUUUCUAUUUCCAUUCAUUCUUGUUUUACUUGUCCCAUUUCGUAAAUGGUGUCUUCCAUGUAUUUUUACUGAACGCGAACUCACUGAACUUGAUGGAGAUGAAGAACACGGAAGUGUGUUUGAUGAUGAAGUUGAUUUUUAUGGUCAAGUACAUUUACCUAUUUAA